Messenger RNA from Silurus meridionalis, 2092 nucleotides. RefSeq names its product apelin receptor a (gene aplnra). The record is from RefSeq and is a predicted model, not a curated record. Gene Ontology annotation, cellular component: membrane. Gene Ontology annotation, molecular function: G protein-coupled receptor activity. NCBI's taxonomy places the organism in Eukaryota, Metazoa, Chordata, Actinopteri, Siluriformes, Siluridae. The coding region runs from base 203 to 1285 and encodes 360 amino acids. The transcript has a single exon. Gene Ontology annotation, biological process: immune response; G protein-coupled receptor signaling pathway.
UCUCUCUUGCUCUCUUGCUCCUGCUGCCCACGUGUGCAUGGUGCAGAACUUCACAGAGAGACUUCUGUUCACAGAGGGAAGUCAACCAGUUGGCCUUUUGUCAGCCCAGAAACUUUUGGUUCUGCAGUUUUAAAAGCAUACCUGGACUAAAGAAAGAGAACCAAACUUUUUUUUUAAACUUCGUGGAAGGCAGAAAUAUCCAAUGGAUACCACGGAGUACCCCGACAGCUAUGAUUAUUAUGAAGACAACGAGACAACAUGUGACUACUCUGAGUGGGAGCCAUCCUACUCGCUCAUCCCUGUCCUCUACAUGCUCAUCUUUAUCCUUGGUCUGUCUGGGAAUGGGAUGGUCAUCUUCACAAUGUGGCGCUCGGCCAAUUCCAAGCGCCGUGCUGCAGACGUCUACAUUGGCAAUCUGGCUUUGGCUGACCUGACCUUUGUGGUGACCCUGCCACUGUGGGCUGCGUACACUGCACUUGGGUACCACUGGCCUUUCGGCGUUGCGCUCUGCAAGAUCAGCAGCUACGUGGUGCUGGUAAACAUGUAUGCCAGUGUGUUCUGCCUCACCUGCUUGAGCUUUGAUCGCUACCUGGCUAUCGUGCAUUCGCUGAGCAGCAACCGUCUCCGAUCCAGAGGCACCGUGAUGGUAUCACUUGGCGCUAUUUGGUUGCUUUCUGGGACUCUUGCUGCACCGACACUGCUCUUUCGCACCACAGUGGAUGAUAUGACCAGCAACCGAACCACCUGUGCCAUGGACUUCAGUCUGGUGACCCUGAAUCAGCGCCACGAGUCACUUUGGAUCGCCGGUUUGAGCUUGUCAUCCUCAGCGCUUGGCUUCUUGCUCCCGUUUAUGGCCAUGACUGUGUGCUACUGCUUAAUUGGCUGCACGGUGGCACGCCACUUUGGUCAUCUGCGCAAGGAGGACCAGAAAAAACGGCGCCUCCUGAAAAUCAUCACUACUCUGGUGGUGGUGUUCGCCCUCUGCUGGACUCCGUUCCAUGUUCUGAAAAGCAUGGACGCACUGUCAUAUCUCGGUCUGGCUCCGUCGUCCUGUGGUUUCCUGCACUUCCUGCUGCUGGCGCACCCGUAUGCCACCUGUCUGGCGUACAUCAACAGCUGCCUCAACCCGUUCCUCUAUGCCUUCUUCGACCUGCGUUUCCGCUCACGCUGCCUCUGCCUUCUCAGCCUGAAAAAGGUCGUUCAUGGUCAUGUCAGCUCUGCCUCAUCCACACUCAGCGCACAGACCCAGAAGUCCGAGUUGCACUCGCUGGCCACCAAAGUGUGAGGAGAAAAAGUGCAGAAGGAGAAAGAGGAAAGGAUAAAAAGGAGGUGAGAGGAGAAGUGAGGGGGCGAACCAGACGGCUGGUCCAUUCUGGUGCCUCGACUCGUCCAGGCUGGGCCUCAAACACAGACAUUUAUUUAGACUGAAAAGAUAAAGGACUUUUCACUCCCUCUCUGUGUCUCUGUCAAAGAAAUGGUCUGUUAUGUACAGCAUGUAAAUAAUACUCCCAGGGUUGUGUAUUCUACUGUAUGAAUAAUGAAGUAUGAAUGUGUGUAUGGGAACCGUAUGAUGAGGAAUUUGCAGGAGAAACAAUUUUGGCUUCAAAUCUGCAGCUCCUUCGAGGUGAUAGAUGUGUGAAUGUGUGUGUGUUUGUAUACACUGGUCAAAGAUUACAAAUUGUACAGUAUUUUCCUACUUUAGACACAUCUUUAGCCUCUGUAGCACUUGUUUAAAAUUAAGAUAUAAAUGUAUGAGUUUGCAUGAUGAGCCCUUCUUCCUGGCUGCUGUUGUUUGUUUGCUGAUGAAAGCUUCAAAGCAUGUGUGUGUAUGGAAGGCAGGGGGGCAAGUAACUGAAGUAAAGGUGUUUCAGCUUAAUUAGAUAGUUUAAAGAGUGGUCAUAGACACGGGAGGAGGAGACGGGGCAGACAGACAGAUGGCAGCUGACAAAUGUCUCUUGGAGAGCGAGAGAGGUGAGGAAUGGAGGAGGGGGUCAGGAUGAUGCACUCCAGAUAAAGUUGGGUUAAUGAAAAUCUUUUAUUUUUGCUCAUCUUUCUGUAACUAACUACUGUUUAAUUAAAGAUAUUAUGGAGC